UUACGUUUGGCGACGAUUCCCCGACGACGACCGUCGUUCAUCUCUGUAUUUUUUUACAAAUCCGUAGAUUUUAAAGUCUGUAGGCUCUGGCAUUGCUAAAAUAAUGGUCGUUGAGGAGCCAAAUAGUGGAGAAAAUGUGGAGAAAAGUGACAGCGGCACAGCCGUGGCGGAGCCUGUGAAAAUCUUCACCGUUGAAAUCCUGCAUAUGAUCAAGGAUGCACAGCAGCAACAUGGUCUGCGCCAUGGUGACUUCCAGCGUUAUCGUGGCUACUGCACACGCCGCAUUCGUCGUCUGCGCAAGGCAUUAAAGUAUCCCCAGGGCGACAAGCGUCACUUUAAGCGUCGCGAUGUAACCCUGGCUCAUCUCACGGGCAAGAAGGCGGACGAGCGUUUCAUUCACAUACCGCUGAUCAGUGCUGAACGCGCUUGGGCCUACGCCAUGCAGCUGAAGCAGGAGGCAAACACGGAGCUGAGGAAGCGUUUUCACCUGAUUAACAAGCUGCGUCGCGCUUGUUUCUAUGCUCUGCAGCUGCAGGAGCUGUGCAAUACGGAUGCAUUUGAUGCACGCACCAAACUGGAGUGCGAGGCAUAUGUGGCCUGGAUGCAUGGCACUCUGCACUUUGAACUGCAGCUGUGGGACUCGGCCGGUGAGCAUUUAAAACGCGCCCAGGUGGUGUAUGAGAAUUUGGCCAAGGCGCUGCCCGAGGACGAUCAGGAAUUGUAUCGCGCCAAGGUGAACGAGUUCACGCCCAAUUUGCGCUACUGCGCCUACAACAUUAGCGGUGGUGCCAGUGGCGGCAAGAUCGAUGAAAUUCUCGAAUUGCGCGCCCAGGGUGUGCUGGAGAACUUGGAUGUGCUGGUGAGCCAAACGAAGACGGAGAGUAGCGAGGGUCUGCAGACGAUCGACUGGCGUGGCCGCAAGGUCACUGUGCGGCCGGAGAAGGUGCGUCUAUUCCUGCUCAGCACACAGGAGCUGGACAAAUCGCUGGCCAAGACAGCCAAACUGGAUGCCAAGAUUGAGCUGAUCGAGCGCAUACUUAUGGAUUGCAAGGAUGCCAUCCAGGCAGUCAAGGACGAGAUCAAACAGGAUCCCAAGCUACGCUCUCUAACAACAGGGCAGACUGUGUCCGGCGUGCAAUAUUUGCUGGCAUAUUUGAGCUACAUUCGACAUAGCCGAACGCUGCAGCGCAAUCUGUCUUUGGUUGAUCAGGCCAAGUUGAACUUUGAUGAUCCCAAUCAACAGCAAUCCCAAUCGACGCAAGCUCAAGGCGAUGGUAAGCGUGUACGCCCUCAGGAUCUGGCGCGUCUAUACGAGAUUAUCCUUCAGAAUGUGACGGAAAUGCAGCAAAUCACUGGCAUGGAGGAAGAUGCUCAGUAUCAGAGCGAGGUGGCCAAUCUGGCGCACACAUUCAAGGCCUUCCGCUGCUAUUACAUAGCCCUGACGCUUAUAGACAUGAAGAAAUGGAAGGAGGCGGUGGCGCUGUACGAGCGUGCAUCCAAUUAUGCCAAUGAGUCGUUCAAGGGCAAACCAUGUGCCGAAUUCCAGUUGCAAUCGGAACUGAAGAAAAUGGUAUCCAGCAUCGAUGGCAGCAAGUUCUCGGCACAUGCCUACAGCGUGCUGGAGGAUGACAACAGCGAGGAUGCCAGUGGGGUCUCGACUAAAUCGCAGAAAACAACGAAGCCGCUUUACGAGCGCCUCUCACAAUACAAAGAGGAUCAAUCGCUGCACACCCGGGCACCCAAUGUGUACAAGCUAACGCCCGACAUGGAGCCAAUACCCUGCAAGCCGUUGUUCUUCGAUCUGGCCAUGAACUACGUGGAGUUACCUUCGCUGGAGGAUAAACUUGAGUCGCCCGGCAAGAAGGGUGCAUCCAUUACAGGCUUUGUCAAGGGUUUUCUUGGCUGGGGCGGUGGUGGCAACAAGUGAGAAUGAUCAAACCUACGAGCCUCCCUUUCUUAUGAAAUUCCAUGUUGAUGUUGCUUUUAUAAAAAAUGAAAAAACGUUCAACACUUUGGAACGUUUAUUAUUUGUUUUUGCUUUUAGACUCCGGCUUUUGUUAGUAUAAAGUAUAAUUACCAACAACCAAACAACAAAACACUACAAACAUUUAACCACAAAAUUCAGUUUAAGUUACAAUAGUGAGGAAUUAUUGGUAAUAAAGUAAGCUACAAGUGCUGCAA
Messenger RNA from Drosophila innubila, 2181 nucleotides. RefSeq names its product signal recognition particle subunit SRP68 (gene Srp68). The coding region runs from base 104 to 1927 and encodes 607 amino acids. The transcript is spliced from 4 exons. Gene Ontology annotation, cellular component: signal recognition particle, endoplasmic reticulum targeting. Gene Ontology annotation, molecular function: 7S RNA binding; signal recognition particle binding; endoplasmic reticulum signal sequence receptor activity. NCBI's taxonomy places the organism in Eukaryota, Metazoa, Arthropoda, Insecta, Diptera, Drosophilidae. Gene Ontology annotation, biological process: SRP-dependent cotranslational protein targeting to membrane. The record is from RefSeq and is a predicted model, not a curated record.